ACCUCCAUACCAAGUACCAUCGUACUAAAGUUUAAUCGACACUCCAAGUCCCCUUCCCAAUUCCAAACUCCCACAACCCGCACAAAAAAUUCACAAAAUGUCUCCUCCCAGCAUAACCCUCUACUCCCACAGGGCCGGUCCUAAUCCGUGGAAGGUCGACAUCGUUCUCCGCCACUUGAACAUCCCCUUCGAAACCGUCUUCAUAGGGAUCAACGGCGAGCACAAGCGCCCCCCAUACACCAACAUCAACCCGAACGGCCGCGUACCCUCACUCAUCGACCACUCCAACAACGACUUCACCAUCUGGGAGUCCGGCGCGAUAAUGCAGUACAUCGUGCAGAAGUACGACAAGGAACACAAACUGCUCUUCGAUAACUUCGAGGACAACAUGCACGUGGAGCAGUGGUUGAUGUUCCAGAUGAGCGGCCAAGGACCGUAUUAUGGACAGGCAGCCUGGUUCACUCGCUAUCAUCCUGAGAAGGUCCCGAGCGCGAUUGACCGCUAUGUGAAGGAGAUAAAGAGGGUUCUUGGCGUCCUCGACGCUUGGCUUGCGGAUAAGGAGUAUCUCGUCGGUGGGAGGUUGUCUAUCGCGGAUAUCGCGUUUGUUCCGUGGCACGAGGCGUUGGGCUUUUUGGAUAAUGAGGAGGUGAAUAAUUGGAAGAAGGAAUUCCCCAAUGCUGCGGCUUGGCACGAGAGAGUUAUGGCGUUGCCGGCUGCGAAGGCGUCUUUUGAGGCCAAGAGGAAGGCGGGUGAAGCCCAGCAGAAACAAUGAGGGUUGUCACGUGAGGAUUUGUGAUUGAGUGCUGCGUGCUGAGCACCGGGUGGGUUUUGUUUCGGUUUAGUCUAGUUGAAGUAAUAUCUACAUUAAGGGAUCUCCUACAAAA
Tuber melanosporum (Perigord truffle) is the source of this 884-nucleotide messenger RNA. RefSeq lists its product as uncharacterized. Lineage: Eukaryota; Fungi; Ascomycota; Pezizomycetes; Pezizales; Tuberaceae. The transcript has 2 exons. The record is from RefSeq and is a predicted model, not a curated record. Bases 98 to 772 code for a protein of 224 amino acids.